Cladophialophora psammophila CBS 110553 is the source of this 351-nucleotide messenger RNA. RefSeq lists its product as uncharacterized. The record is from RefSeq and is a predicted model, not a curated record. NCBI's taxonomy places the organism in Eukaryota, Fungi, Ascomycota, Eurotiomycetes, Chaetothyriales, Herpotrichiellaceae. The transcript is spliced from 2 exons. Bases 1 to 351 code for a protein of 116 amino acids.
AUGGGCCACAAGCUGGACGAGGAAGGCGUCAUAGCCAAUGUGCCGAACGCUGGAACAAAGACGGCACAUCGAGAUGUUGGUUGCAUGCAGAUCAUGGCUUCUGGGAAAGAGAACGGAAACGAGCGAAGAGCUUUGGGAAGGCUGAAUAUGCGCAUUUCUGGCUGGCUGCAGAGCAAAAAGGACGAUGGCAAAGAAGAUGCAGUCCAAGACCCGCCCAGAAUUUCCAAGGCCCAGCUGUUGUUCUCGGAUUCGCAGAGUCCUGCCAAAGAGCAAUUGGCACUGGAAGCGGACCGUGUGUCGACACAUGAGGAGGUGAAAAGGAAUUCUUUACUUCACCACAAUAUAGAAUGA